AGCAAACCGAGCCUUCCUGCCCAGCCAUGCGCCUCAUCCUCGGGAGCCUGAUGCUCCACUGCCUGCUGGGGGCUGCCGUGCCAGGACCCCCCCAGGAACCAGCGCUGCAGGAACUCUGGACUCUCCUGUCGGGCAGCCGCGAGGGCGUUCUGCCCCGUCGCUCCGUGGAUGCCCUGUUAAAUAUCGCAAGGUCCCGGGUGCAGUGCUCCGCGGUGCCGUGUGAAAAGUGCCUCUCGUCGGCCAACGUCUUCGAACUGGUAGGGAAGACCGCCUCCGGAGAGGUCAACCUGACGUCCGCGGAGCUGCUGACCUUCUCGGCAGGGCUGGUCUUCUACUUCUCUGACCCCGCGGAUGCCUGCGAGGCCAUGGCCAAGAAACGGUGGGUGGCUGAGGUCCACGAUUUCCAAAACAAGUUCUUCAACGGGAGCCCUUUGGCCGGACCCAACCGGGAGAAAGUUGCCCGGCAAAUGCUUCUCAUCCAGAAGAACGCCAAGUCCAUCAAGAAAGAGGAGCCCUGUGCAGAAAUGGACGAGAUCCUUAAUCGCAGCGCCUCUGUUACCCCCCGCGUGGCGUCGAAACCAGCCAGGCAGGUGUUGGCAUUCCUCUCCUAUCACGUCUUACGAGGAGGCUGCUUCCGUGCGCUGCCCCACCAACACUACUUUUUGGACUACAUUUUCCAACACUACAGCAACGCGACUCACAACCUCACACUGGCAGGGUUGACCAAACUAAUGGUACAGUUGGAGGUCGGUCCUGGGAGAAAAGAUGGCGGCCAUGACCAUGGCCAUGACCACGAUGGCCAUGACCACACACACGAUGGCCAUGACCACGAUGGCCAUGACCACACACACGAUGGCCAUGACCACAGCGACCAUGGACACGAUGGACACACACACGAUGACCAUGACCAUGAUCAUAAAAAUGCCACACAUGGUGGCCAUGAUCAUGACGAUCACUCGGACCACCACCAUGGCAACGAAACAGGCCACCACCAUGGCAACGAAACAGGCCACCACCAUGGCAACGAAACAGGCCACCACCAUGGCAACGAAACAGCCCAUCACCACAUGGAGCCCCAUGGAAACAGAAGUUCUCCGGUGCGCUCAAAACGAAGUCCUGCAGAAGUCCAGGAACAACAUGACGUCCACCAGAACAUCUGGGACACGGUCUGUCUCAGCCCCGCUGAUAUCUUCAAGAUUUACGAGAUUGACGAUGCCGUCGGAAUCAGCCGCCCGGAUUUCACCCGCCUGAGCCCAGCCCUGGUGCAGCAGAAGCUCAGCAAGGCCUGCACGGCCCCCCGGAAGGUUCCAGAAGAAGGGCGCCUCACCACGGCCGAGAAGUACAUCUACGGCUCCCUGGCCACCCUGGUGGUGUGCGUGUGCGCCCUUUUCGGCAUUGUGGUUCUGCUCUGCACCACUUGCAUCGGUGCCUACCAGUAUGUCAUCCAAACCUUCGUCAGCCUGGCUGUCGGAUCACUCACGGGGGACGCCAUGCUGCACCUCAUCCCCAAGUUCUUGGGCCUCCAUUCCCACGCCCACACCGAGGGCGACGCGCACCUCCACCAUGGGCCCGAGGCCAAUGACAAACUCUGGAAGCUCCUGGCCGUGCUGGGGGGUCUCUACCUCUUCUUCCUCUUGGAGAAAUUCUUCACCCUCCUGGGACAUUCGCACGAGGAGGAGCCCUUGGAGCCCAGCCAGGGCCACCAGUGCGACCACGGACUCUCCCUGCAGCUCUACCAGGAUGAGAUGAAGAGGAGGAAGCAAGAGAAAGGGGCUUCCAAUGCUGACCUGAUGUCGGUGGAAGACACGGAUUUUGGCCGGCAGGUGCCAAAGGCGGAGCUCAGCCGGGAACUCCGCAUGCUGCCCUACAUGAUCACCAUUGGGGACGCCAUCCACAACUUCGCCGACGGCCUGGCCAUGGGCGCUGCCUUCUCCUCCUCCUGGAAGACCGGCCUGGCCACCUCCCUGGCCGUCCUCUGCCACGAACUGCCCCACGAGCUAGGAGACUUCGCAGCUCUGCUCCACGCCGGCCUGAGCGUCAAGCGGGCGCUGCUGCUCAACUUCGUGAGCGCCCUCACGGCCUUCGUCGGCCUCUACAUCGCCCUGUCGGUCAGCACCGGGGAGGAAUUCGAGGCCUGGAUCUUCACGGUGGCCACGGGCCUCUUCCUCUACGUGGCCCUGUGCGAUAUGCUUCCGGCCUUGAUGAAUGUGAAGGACAAGCGUCCCUGGCUGCUCUUUGCCUUGCAGAACCUGGGCCUUCUGGCCGGCUGGGCCAUCCUCCUGCUGCUCUCCCUCUUCGAGGACAACAUCACCAUUUAACGGCACAGCUCCUGCGGGUCAGCACCGGGCGCCCCUCGCCACUCUCCCGGCAGGCACAGCUGAGUCACGGACAUGAAAGGGGGAUUUUUUUUGUGGGGAGGGGGCAGGUCCAGACCCAGGGCUCAGCUGUCGGGGGAGGCAUCCAGGGACUCCUGCCAGGCUGCCCACCUCACCUUUUCUCCCCGUUGCCAAAAAUCCCUCCGUCGACUCUCAGGCUUGGCCGGAAAGAAGGGAGCCACGCGGCCACCUGAAGAGCAGUUAACUCCUGCAGCAGCCGCAGCCUGAAAUGGAAGCUUGGCCCAGGGUUCAAAUGUCCUCCACCUGGCUGUCUGAAUCAGCGGGCACUGGGUCAUCCUCUUGGGCCAUGCCCAGUUUCCCCCUCACCAGUUUCAAUGUUGGCACCAGCCUUGGACGGAUGUUUAUCCUGCCUUCACCUUCUAUUUAUUGUAUUUAUUAAACUCUUAUUCAUGUUCA
Thamnophis elegans (Western terrestrial garter snake) is the source of this 2792-nucleotide messenger RNA. It is a transcript of the gene SLC39A4, whose product is annotated as solute carrier family 39 member 4. Gene Ontology annotation, molecular function: zinc ion transmembrane transporter activity. The record is from RefSeq and is a predicted model, not a curated record. Gene Ontology annotation, biological process: zinc ion import across plasma membrane; intracellular zinc ion homeostasis. The coding region runs from base 27 to 2318 and encodes 763 amino acids. NCBI's taxonomy places the organism in Eukaryota, Metazoa, Chordata, Lepidosauria, Squamata, Natricidae. Gene Ontology annotation, cellular component: membrane. The transcript is spliced from 12 exons.